This is a messenger RNA of Yamadazyma tenuis ATCC 10573, 2388 nucleotides long. RefSeq lists its product as uncharacterized. The record is from RefSeq and is a predicted model, not a curated record. Lineage: Eukaryota; Fungi; Ascomycota; Pichiomycetes; Serinales; Debaryomycetaceae. Gene Ontology annotation, cellular component: fungal-type vacuole membrane; vacuolar transporter chaperone complex. Gene Ontology annotation, biological process: vacuolar transport; polyphosphate metabolic process; microautophagy.
AUGAAGUUUGGUAAGAGCCUUAUCGAGUUGACGAUUCCCGAAUGGAAGUCAUAUAACCUCGAUUACAACGACUUGAAGAGUCAGAUCCGUUUGGUGUCUGAAUCCCAGGUGAGUCUCGCGUCCCUCAACCGCAAGUUUCUCCUGAACUUUGAGGUUAUCAACAUGUUUGUAAAGACCAAACACGCAGACAUCUCCCGCAAGCUCGAGCACUACGACAACAGUUUCGAUGCCCUUUUGGAAAAUGAUGAUGGCGCCAAUGUUAAGUUAAUAAAGAUGGAUAUGUUGGUUCUGAGUCUCAUCGACUUGUCAAUCACCCUCAAGAAACUCUCCAAGUUCAUUUUAAUCCAGAAAAUAGCCGUGAAGAAGAUCUUCAAGAAGCUUCUGAAGAAGCACCCGGACCCGUACGUGAGCUCCAAGAUCAUCUUCAACUUGAAGUUGGUACUCAACCGCGAUCGUCAAUCGUUUGUGAACAUCAGCUUGGUGGACCUCACGCUCAGACUCACCAAUAUGAUCAACUUGAUCAAAUUCGAGAUGAAUAAGCUCCGCCACAAAGACCAGGAACUCGAGCAGGACCCGAUGUUCUCGGAGGGCGACGGGAAGUUGACCAACUUGAAAUUUGACUUCAACGUACUUUUGAAGAAGAACUUUCUGUUGACCUUCAUUCUCCCCGACGAUUCCAGCAACUUCAAUGAGGUUUUGUUGAACAUGAACAUCUACUUGAGUUUCCAGCGGCUUUCGGAAAAGGAGUCGACCAACUCGAUUAUUUUUUUACAAAACGACGAGAACUUGUCCAGUCAACCGUCAUAUGUGCUCUCGGAGUUGGGAGAGACCUACUCGUUGAUAAUCAGUCAUAUUGGCGGGUUGCGCAAAUUCAGCUAUUGCUACCUUCCCAACAACAUCAUUGAUCUGAUGUUCAAGUAUCUCCACAACUCUAAUAACGAGGAAUGUGAAGAGGAACUUAAAGAGUACUUCCGCACCCACACCGUCAACUCGUUGACCAAGUUGACAAUCGAUUCGUUACUCAACAAGAACUUGAAACCCAAGGUGAAGGUAUACACAAAGACCUUGCGGUACUACAUCGACAAAUAUUCGCUGGUGCAGCCUGAUAAUCUGGGAUUAUUGAGUGAGCCGCUUCAGGACGACUACUUGUUGAACUUACGGUAUGACAUCUGUACCACCAAUGCCGUGGGGCAGAUCAACACCACGGACUUCAACGUAGACGAUCCAGACCUCGACAAAUUCCCCUUCAACUUACUCGAGCUUAACUCCAACGACUCCAACUUGUUGCGGUUUGAAAAGACCCUAUUGACAGAAAUAAAGGAUGACAACCAGUUGGUGAACAAGUUCUCCAUAGGCCAUUUGGGUAAACUUCCUGACCCCAUCCAGAAGUUGAUCAAGAACAACAAUUCCAUCAACCUUUUCCGCAACUUCAACCUCUACCAGUAUACGCUUUCGUCGUACUACAACGUGGUGCCUCAGGAUAUCAACAACCACUUCUCCAAGUUGCUCAACAUGAAUUUGUUCAAAAGCUUUGAGAACAUUGAGAACUUCAACAACGACUUGAGCUUUGACUCAUACAUUUUAAAGGAUAACACCGACAAAAUGUUGAAGAACCAAUUGUCGUUGAACGACCUCGAGCACCAAGCUAAGUUGCUGAAGCAGAAACAGUCAAAGGCAUCAAAGGCUUCGUCCCAGUAUAGCCUGCGCCCCAACCUCAAGAAGAACAGUUCCCUCCAGUCGAUGUCUUCUUCCUUCAACUUGUCUGUGUUCACCAAUGAUAAAAGCAGGCCCAACGAGUUCGAUGACUUGAUAGAGGAUGAAGACAAUGAUAGCCUCCGGAUUUUCUGGAACGAAGAACCAGAAGCACGGUUCAAAAGAUCCAAUUCCAAUUCCAACCUCAGUAAUUUUGUGUUGAACCUAAUUCACUUGAAGUCUCGAAUGAACCGGGUCGGUGAAACCACCUCACUUCGAGGCUCUAAUGACUACAUAAACGACUACCAGUCGGUAUCGGUCAACUCCAACUCAAACCAGAGCGUCGACUAUUAUACCACUUUGAACCAUUAUUACUAUGAGCACGACAAGAUCUUGUCAUUUUUCUACUUGACAUUGAGCUUUUCGUCCAUUUUCAUUGCCAGUGUCGAGUUCGGGUUGACCUUCAGCAUCUUGAAACUCCAACAAACCAAUCAGUUCCAGGUGAACGAUAACAUGUGGUUUUUCGGCAUCCUUUCCAUUGGCAUCAUCAUCUCGUUCAUCUGCUCCAUGCUUGCAUUCAACCUUAUUUUCAAACGAUUCUCUGCCCCGUCCUGUUUACACUACGGGGUCAUUGUGAUCAGUUUUGCAUUGAUCCUUUUGUGUAUUAUACUAUGUGCAUUGCUCUUCUUUUUAUAA